AAAAUGUUUCCAGCGCAAGAGCGGUGAUAUAAACAUACACGCUGUUGAGGAGAGAACCACCCCACACUACAAAACCAAAAAAAAAGAAAGAAAAAAACUCUCUCCUUUCUCUCCGGUGGUGGUAUUGUAAGGGAAAAGUGUACUGUGCAUUGAAGGACUGAUAUAUCAGAAUCGAUUGCACUGUAAGGGCGGGAGGGCUUCGUAAUAAAAAUACAGAAAAUGGGCCUCUUAGACCUCUUCGUCACUGCGACAAUGCCGGUUCUGAAUGUUCUUUUGGUGACUGGUGUCGGAUCAUUCCUUGCAACAGGUUAUAUUGGUAUUCUUGUCAAAGAUGCAAGGAAGCAUCUGAAUAAUAUUGUGUUCUAUGUAUUCAAUCCGGCACUUGUAGCAACGAACUUAUCUCAAACAAUCACCAUGGACAGCAUGAUUUUGUUGUGGUUUAUGCCAAUAAAUAUCCUUCUGACCUUCAUUUUCGGUUUACUAUUUGGAUGGGUUGUGAUACAGAUAACCAGACCUCCUACACGAUUGAGAGCCCUAAUUUUGGGCUGUUGUGCAGCAGGUAAUUUAGGCAAUAUGCUUCUUAUCAUCAUCCCUGCUAUUUGUAAAGAAAAAGGCAGCCCGUUUGGAGAACCUGCUGCUUGUCAUACUUAUGGACUAGCAUAUACUUCUUUAUCUAUGGCUAUUGGUGCAAUCUUUUUGUGGUCGGUUGUUUAUAACAUAAUGCGCUUAUCGUCAAAUACCGCCGGAGGGAUGAUAAAUACCAAUGGCCACACUCAAACAGUACAGUAUCCUGAAGAAACCGAUAAGUUGAUCUCAAGCACCUGUACAGCUGAAACAAUUCCAACCAAUAAAUGCUUGGUGACUGGUGAAUAUGCUGACGAUUGUACCCUCCCUAUCUAUGAUGGCAGUGAAUCUUCCACUAGAGCAAAGGUUCCUAUUUCAGUAAAAGCAAGAAAAUUUGUGUUAAGAGUUUCUGAAGUAAUUGACAUGAAGAAAUUGUUUGCACCUUCGACUAUUGGCGUGAUUGUUGGGUUCAUUAUAGGAGUAAUACCUCAACUUAGAAAAGCAAUGAUCGGAGAAAGUGCUCCUCUUCGUGUUAUCCAGGAAUCAGCGGCUGUAUUGGGUGAUGGGGCAAUUCCGACUGUCACUCUAAUAAUGGGAGGGAACCUCAUAAAUGGUUUGCGAGGAUCAAGAGUGAAUCCCUCGAUCAUCAUCGGAAUUAUAGUUGUUCGUUAUAUUUUGUUGCCCCUAGUGGGCAUAGUCAUCGUUAAAGGGGCGGUUCGACUUGGUCUGGUGCAUGCAGAUCCUUUAUACCAGUUCAUUCUUCUGCUCCAAUAUGCUGUUCCACCCGCAAUGAAUAUAGGCACCAUAACACAAUUGUUCGGGGCUGGGGAGAGCGAAUGCUCAGUUAUCCUUCUUUGGGCAUAUUCUCUGGCUUCAGUUUCACUCACGAUAUGGUCAACAUUUUUCAUGUGGUCGGUGUCAUCAUAGUUAUUGAGGAUUCAAGUUGGGGGUCUGCAUAAUGCCCAUUUGUACCGGCAACUCUUUGUUGUAGAUUUGCAUGUCGAUCAGCGACGGCAUGGGGGGCACACUAUCAAUCUUGUGUAAAAAGGCCAGAAGAAACAAAACCCAACGGAGUAACUUUAUUCUUUGGAGACUACUGCAUAUUUGAGCUGCACUCUGUACGAAUACUGCCUUUAAAAGAAUAUCUGUAUAAGCACUGAAUGUUCACUUCUAUCGGCAAUUUUUGGAAGUAAAUCAAUUUUGAAAAAAAAGAAAAGAAAAA
Ananas comosus (pineapple) is the source of this 1786-nucleotide messenger RNA. Its product is annotated as protein PIN-LIKES 1. The record is from RefSeq and is a predicted model, not a curated record. Bases 220 to 1491 code for a protein of 423 amino acids. NCBI's taxonomy places the organism in Eukaryota, Viridiplantae, Streptophyta, Magnoliopsida, Poales, Bromeliaceae. The transcript has 11 exons. Gene Ontology annotation, cellular component: membrane. Gene Ontology annotation, biological process: endoplasmic reticulum to cytosol auxin transport.